This is a messenger RNA of Daldinia vernicosa, 1176 nucleotides long. RefSeq lists its product as uncharacterized. NCBI's taxonomy places the organism in Eukaryota, Fungi, Ascomycota, Sordariomycetes, Xylariales, Hypoxylaceae. The transcript is spliced from 6 exons. The record is from RefSeq and is a predicted model, not a curated record. Bases 1 to 1176 code for a protein of 391 amino acids.
AUGGCCGCUUCCAAGGCACAUUCGGUCAUCAGCGUCGGUGCGGUAUUGGUUGCGAUUACGGCGGUAUCUAUGGCCUCGAGGAUUACGGCUCGGUGGCUACAUAAGACUAUAGGAAUUGAUGAUGCUACACAGCACGGGCUCGGGAGCCAUCGUGAUGAAGUUGGUGAUGAAGAUUAUAACAAAUACCUACAGUUUCAAAUCGCCAGCUCGAUUACGUAUAGCUGGGGAGUUGUAGCAGCGAAGGCCAGCUUUGCAGUGCUAUACCUCAGAAUAUUUCCCGAGGGCGGGUUCAGGUUUGUUAACAAGAUUUUAAUCGCGUUCCUCUUUGCGCAAGCCACCGAGGAAACAUUUGUUGUCCUAUUUAAAUGCAGCCCUGUUCGAAAAUCGUGGGACUUCAAGCUGGAGGGCUCGUGUUUCGAUCUUCAUCCUCUUUGGUAUUGUACUUUCGUCUUCAACCUAAUCACCGAUCUCACCCUAUUUCUUGAACCUAUACCCUCGACGUGGAAGCUUCAACUACCUCUUGUCAAAAGACUGGGACUAAUCUGCAUGCUUUCACUGGGCGUACUGGUAACGUCCAUUUCCGUAAUUCGUAUUGUCUACGUUACAUCCAUAGGCGAGGAUGAUACAUACCAACUUGCAGAGCCCCUUAUAUGGUCAAUGGUGGAGAUAUGCGCGCUCAUAAUAUGCUCCUGCAUCCCCUCGCUCAAACAAGUCGCGGCGUUUAUCCCUGGGCUCAACAGCGCCCUCGGGCUCUCAUCCGGCGGGGACUCGUACGGCCGCUCCGGACUCAAGAACCUCUCGAUACCGCUCAAGAGCCGGAACCGCAAGGAAUAUAUACAAUCACAGAAGUCGAAGACGAGGAGUCAGCACAGAUCGAACGCAUUCGGCAUGACGAGCCGGGUGACGGCCACGGGCAUGGACACAAUCAGCGAGAACGGUAGCCAAGAUGAGAUAUUCCCACAUAAGAGCGACCAGACGGGUGCUAUUACGGUAACGACGGAAGUCCAACGCCUCGUAGAGGAUGGGGAGGAGAAUACGAAAGAGUUUCGCGAGGCACUGAUGCCGCAUCGUGAUGAGCUGAGGAAUAUAACCGAGAGACCGGAUCGCAGUAAUUCUCCACCAAAGGGCGGUAGUGAUGCGGGUUGGUUACGGCGUUCAAAAAAUAGCCCCGUUUAA